Messenger RNA from Gryllus bimaculatus (two-spotted cricket), 359 nucleotides. The record is from the annotation of a GenBank genome assembly. NCBI's taxonomy places the organism in Eukaryota, Metazoa, Arthropoda, Insecta, Orthoptera, Gryllidae.
UAAGAAACAUGUCAUCAUGAAACGGGAUGGCGAUUUCUGCACCUCAUCGUAUUGCAGAAGCGCCGCAGCCUGAAAGUCUGAAAGGAAGAUGCGUUUUCACCAUCCAGCUGCAAUUUUGCGUGAAGAAGAAUACUCAUCUGGAACCGCCAUGCUGGCACUGCCAAACAACAGAAAUAUGCAGUUGUGUGGACUUUGAACGAACAUGUGACGGUCCUACACCGCACAAGAGACUUCCACGGACAAGAACACCACUUGACGGCAGUGUAUGCGGAUUGGGCCAACCACUACCUGGACAAGGCGCGCGAGCCAGAAGGUGCCCGACAUCAUUCGAAAACCAAAAAAUUCUUCCCAAAUGGUAA